GAGGUUUUCCUCAUUGCAGAUUUUUCUUUUUAAUAAUAAAUUUUUAAAUCAAUGAAUUCUUAUCAUAUAUUAAAAAUUAUUUACCAAAUUUAUUUAAUAAAUACUUAGUGAGAAAUGAAUACUUGAAAAUCUAUUUAUAAUCCAUCUACUAACUUAUCUCAGGUAUAAUCGCUAUCGCAGAAAAUACAUUUUCCUUUGUUGCGUGGUUUUGGUUUCUUCGGUUUAUUAUUUGAAUACGGUUCGGUUCGGUUCGGUUCGAUUUCUUGUAGAGAUGAAAUUAUAAACCUAACGAUUCCCUUCCUUUCACUUUUUCCUUCGGAGUAUCAAGUGGGAGAAUAAUGUUUCGAUUAAAAAGGCUGAAAUUUUCUCAACGUUCAGUCGCAAUGUUGAUUAUCACUGGCGGGAUGCUUUUUAUAUUUGCGCUUCUCUCAUCACAAUUGUUCACUGUCAACUAUGCUGAAUUUCUUAGUCCAUGGCAUUACGAGUGCAAGGCAGGAUUUUGUCAAAAAUUGGCAAUCACAACAAAUGUAACUAAUCCAAAAGCACUCUCAACAUGUCAAUUAAUUUGUGGCGAUGGGAAUAUCUGGCCAAAACCGACAAAACAUCAUUCAAUGGACUCACGUACCGUUACAUUGAAUCCAGAAAAAAUUGAAAUUAACGGUAUUAAAUUGGGUACACGCAUUGGAGAACUUUUAAAAACAAAUUUUCAAAAUCUCAAGGAAAAUAUUAACAGUCUGAGCACGAAAAAAUCGUCCGGUCACACAUUAAUCGUCACCUUUCAAGUUGAAUCCGACAAUAUUUUAAUGACCAUCGACACUGAUGAAGCCUACACUUUACAUUUGUCAGAGAGCCAAGAAAAGAUUAUAAACGCAAAAAUAAUUGCAAAAUCCUACUUCGGAGCUCGCCAUGGAUUGGAAACAUUAUCGCAAUUAAUUGUUAUUGACGAUUUGCGAGAUGAAAUUCACAUUUUAGCGGGUGUUCACAUUGAGGAUCAACCAGUGUUCCCCUACCGAGGACUCUUAUUAGAUUCAAGUCGAAAUUUCAUGGAUAAGGAUUCAAUUCUGCGAACUAUCGCUGGUAUGGGAAUGUCGAAAUUAAAUACUCUUCAUUGGCAUAUAACGGAUUCGCAUAGUUUUCCAAUAGUUAGCAAAACGUGGCCAAAAAUGUCGCAAUACGGAGCUUACAGUCGUGAGAAAACUUACACCGAGAACGAUGUGCAGGAAAUUAUUAAUUUUGGACUUCUUAAUGGCGUUCGUAUCUUGCCGGAAUUUGAUGCUCCCGCACACGUUGGCGAAGGUUGGCAAUGGGUCGGAGAUGAUGCGGUUGUUUGCUUUAAUGCUGACCCCUGGAAUAAUUAUUGCGUUGAACCACCUUGCGGACAAUUAAAUCCCACCAGCGAAAGAAUGUAUGAAAUUUUAGAGGGAAUUUAUAAGGACUUUUUGGAAGCAUUUCGACCCGAUAUGUUUCACAUGGGCGGCGAUGAAAUAAAUGUCAAUUGUUGGAAUUCCUCGGCGUCCAUUGGCAAAUGGAUGGAGUCCCGAAACUGGACACGAGAUACGAAAAAUUUCCACAAACUUUGGAAAAAUUUUCAAGAUAGGGCUUAUAGCUUGUUGAAGAAAUUAAAUGGAGGCAAAGAAUUGCCCGCAAUUCUUUGGACAAGCGAUUUGACGAAUGAGGAAAAUAUCGAUUAUUUAGAUCCAAAGAAAUAUAUCGUACAAAUAUGGACGACAAAAGUUGAUUCGACAAUUAAACGAUUAUUAAAUAAAAAUCUACGUGUUAUUCUUUCAAACUACGAUGCUCUCUAUUUUGAUUGUGGAUUUGGCUCUUGGGUUGGAGAAGGUAAUAAUUGGUGUUCACCUUACAAAGGUUGGCAACUCGUUUAUGAUAAUUCGCCAUAUAAAAUACUCGCUAAUCAAGGAGUCGACGAUGAAAAAAGAAAAUUAGUUCUCGGAGCUGAAGCAGCUCUAUGGUCGGAACAAGUGGAUAGUUUAUCAUUGGAUAUGAAAUUUUGGCCGAGGGCCGCGGCAUUAGCCGAAAGGCUUUGGACAAAUCCAGAAUCGAGUUGGAGAUCAGCCGAGCAAAGACUUUUAAGACAUCGGGAACGAUUGAUUAAAAAAGGAAUUAAUAGUGAUACUUUGCAACCUGAAUGGUGUUUGCAAAACCAAGGAAAAUGCGUCCUUUAAGAAAACGAAUUAAGUUGACGAGGAAAUUAACUGUGAUCAAUAAGUAUAAAAAGUACACACUAAUUAGUUAUUAAUCUUUCAAUUGUACUUGUAAUGCAAUUUUUCGACUUAUUCAGUUUUAAGUUUAUAACAUAAAGAUAAAAUAAACCUAAUAAAUAAUACAACAAUUUUCAAUAAAUAAGAUAAACCCAAAAAUAAAAUUUUAUUAUGAAAUUCAA
Leptopilina heterotoma is the source of this 2401-nucleotide messenger RNA. It is a transcript of the gene Hexo1, whose product is annotated as chitooligosaccharidolytic beta-N-acetylglucosaminidase. The record is from RefSeq and is a predicted model, not a curated record. Gene Ontology annotation, cellular component: membrane. The transcript has 6 exons. NCBI's taxonomy places the organism in Eukaryota, Metazoa, Arthropoda, Insecta, Hymenoptera, Figitidae. Gene Ontology annotation, molecular function: beta-N-acetylhexosaminidase activity. Gene Ontology annotation, biological process: ganglioside catabolic process; glycosaminoglycan metabolic process; carbohydrate metabolic process. The coding region runs from base 339 to 2183 and encodes 614 amino acids.